This is a messenger RNA of Acanthosepion pharaonis, 2331 nucleotides long. NCBI's taxonomy places the organism in Eukaryota, Metazoa, Mollusca, Cephalopoda, Sepiida, Sepiidae. The record is from the annotation of a GenBank genome assembly.
AUGUAUUUUCUUCUCUUUCUUUUCCUCGCAUCUUUUGAUUUUUUUCUUACUUUCUUUCUUCGUCAUUCGUUCAUUUAUUUCUCUUUCAAUUUUUCUCAUUUCUUUUUACAUCGUUCACAUAUUUUUUUUAUAUCAUUCUUUUCUCUUUCUCUCUCUCUCCUUUCAAUUUUUUCUUCCUUUACGCUUUUCUUGCGUAGGUUUUCAGAUUACAGCUCCCACACAUAUUUCCUUUCUUCUUUCUUUCAUUCCAUCCAUCCUUCCACCUAUCCUUUCUUUCUCCUUUCUGUAAACCCAUCCCUCCCGCACCUAUCCUUUCGUUGUUUAUUCUUUCCUUCCACCUACUCUUCCAGUUUCAUUCUUUCCUUCCAUUCUUUCCUUCCACCUAACCUUCCUUUCUUCUUUCUUUCCGUUCUUCCAUCCUUCCUUCCGCCUAUCCUUCCUUUUUUCUUCCUUUCCUUCCAUCCUUUCUUCCACCUAUCCUUUCUAUAUUCUUCCUUUCCUUCCAUUCCUCCUUCCACCUAUCCUUCCUUUCUUCUUUCCUUCUAUCCUUCUUUCCUUCCAACUAUCCUUCCUUUCUUUCUUUCCUUCCAUCCUUCCUUCCAGCUAUCCUUCCUAUAUUCUUUUUCCUUCCAUUCCUCCUUCCACCUAUCAAACCUUUCUUCUUUCCAUCCUUCCUUACUUUCACCUAUCCUUCCUUCCUUCCUUCCUUCCUUCCUUCCUUCCACCUAUCCUUCCUUUAUUCUUUCUUCCCUUCCUUCCAUUUCUCUUUCCAACAUUCCUUCCUUUCCUCCAUCCUUCCUUCCACCUAUCCAUCCUUUCUUCUUUCCGUCCUUCCUUCCACAUAUCCUUCCUUUCUUCUUUCUUUCCUUCCUUUUCUUCUUCCUUUCUUCUUUCCUUCCAUCCUUCCUUCCACCUAUCCUUCCUUUCUUCUUUUCAGCUAUCCUUCCCAUAUUCUUUCUUUCCUUCCAUUCCUUCUUCCAACUAUCCAUCCUUUCUUCUUUCCUUCUAUCCUUCCUUCUGCCUAUCCUUCAUUUCUUCUUUCUUUCCUUCCAUCCUUCCUCCCACCUAUCCUUCCUUUUUUUUCCUUUCCUUCCAUCCUUCCUUGCAUCUAUCCUUCCUAUAUUCUUUCCUUCCGUUCCUCCUUCCACCUAUCCUUCUUUUCUUCUUUCCUUCCAUCCUUCCUUCCACCUAUACGUCCUUUCUUCUUUCCAGCCUUCCUUCUUUCCAGCAUUCCUUCUUUCCAGCCUUCCUUCUUUCCAGCCUUCCUUACUUCCACCUAGCCUUCAUUUUAUCUUUCUUGCCUUCCAUCCUACCUUCCACCUAUCCUUCCUAUAUUCUUUCUUUCCUUCCAUUCCUCCUUUCACCUAUCCAUCCUUUCUUCUUUCCUUCCGACCUUUCUUUCACCUAUCCUUCCUUUCUUGUAUCUUUCCUUCCAUCCUUCCUUCCACCUAUCCUUCCUUUCUUGUUUAUUUCCAUCCAUCCUUUUCUCCACCUAUCCUUCCUUUAUUCUUUCUUUCCUUCCAUUCCUCCUUCCACCUAUCCUCCUUUCCUUCCAUCCUUCCUUCCACCUAUCCUUUCUUAUUCUUUCUUUUCCUUUCAUUCUUCCCUCCACCUAUCCUUCCUAUCUUCUUUCUUUCCUUCCAUCUAUCCUUACAGCUAUCCUUCCUAUAUUCUAUCUUUCCUUCCAUUGCUCUUUCCACCUAUCCAUCCUUUCUUCUUUCCAUCCUUCCUUCCUUCCACCUAUCCUUCAUUUCUUCUUUCUUUCCUUCCAUCCUUCCUUGCACCUAUCCUUCCCAUAUUCUUUCUUUCCUUCCAUCCUUCCUUCCACUUAUUCUUCCUUUCUUCUUUCCAUCCUUCCUUCCUUCCACCUAUCUUUCCUUUAUUCUUUCUUUCCUUUCAUCUGUCCUUACUUAUUUCUUUUCUUUCUUUUAUCUUGCUAUUUUGUCAUUUCUUUUUACUUAUAUUUUUGUCUUUAUGCCUUUUCAUAUAUCCAAAUUCUUUUCUUCGUCCUUCCUGACUUCAUUCCUACCUUCAUUUUUCUUUCUUUCCUUUUCCUGCUAUUUUAUUUGUCUUGCUGUCAUCUUAUAUAUCAAAUUCCUUUCUUUCUUUUCUUCUUUUUACUUCUUUUUCGUUUUUCUUCCCCUUCUCUUUAUUUGUUACAAAAUGUUUAAAAGUGUUCUUGCUCUUUUCUUCUUCCUAUCUCCCUCCCUCCCUCCCUUUUUCUUUCUUUUGAUUAUCUUUUCUUUUUUCUUUUCAUUUUUUUCACUUGUCUCUUUUUUUUUGUUUUCUUUUUUGAUUUCCUUUUUUCCACACUUUUUAUCUUUUUCCUGA